UGUGAAGAUGGCGUCGCUGCGCUGUCGGAGAGACCCGUGUGGAUUUAUCUGUCUGGUUUUAACUUAUUUCAGUGUUUUCUACGCCGAUUAUGUGGUGAUCCAGUAUGUGCUGAUCCCAGCUUACUCCGGGAGCGUGUGGUGCUCAAUGCACGGGACCGUCUUCAAUGUGAUUCUGCUGCUGCUCCUGGCGUGUCACUCCAAGGCCGUGUUCUCUGACCCAGGUAUGGUGCCUCUCCCAGACACAGCCAUUGACUUCUCAGACCUCAGGUCUCAGUCGUCACGGAAAAAUGAGAGGAGCUGUGAAGGAUGGACUGUGUGCAGUCGCUGUGAGACGUAUCGGCCCCCUCGCGCUCACCACUGCAGAGUCUGCCAGCGAUGCAUCCGCCGUAUGGACCACCACUGCCCCUGGAUCAAUAACUGUGUGGGAGAGCUGAACCAGAAAUACUUCAUCCAGUUUCUCUUCUACACGGGUUUGGCCAGUCUGUACUCCAUUGUACUAGUGGUGUCAGCUUGGGUCUGGAGAAUAAGAACUGAGAGAGAAGGGGAUGGAGAGAGAGACAAGGAGACAAGUGAAGCUCCCAGCAAACACCUGAUUGUGGCUCAUUAUAUCAUCCUGCUGGUAGAAGCUGUGCUGUUUGGAGUUUUUGUGAUGGUCAUCUUCUACGAUCAGCUGGUGUCCAUCAUCACGGAUGAAACGCCGAUUGAGCAGAUGAAGAACAGGCUGAUGAAGGACCGAGCAGCCGGCUCACAGCAUACACACACAACACACACGCGCAAACCCAAACUGGCACUCCUGAGGGAGGUCUUUGGAAGAGGGUCAGUUCUGUGUUGGCUGUUCCCUCUGCACUCUAGCCCUCCCUCUGCUGGGGGAAUCAGCUACUCCGCUGUGCCAGACUAUGAUGUGUGAUGCUGCUGACGGUGACACUGAUGCUUCACAGAUCUCUGCACAACUCCUGGCUGCAGGGUGUCUUUCCUUGUUCCACCCAAACAUUUGCCUUUCACACACAUCCCCAUAUCUCUUUACACAAUACACACGUCACACUCCACUACACACUAAUACACACCGCAUACUCCAUUCAUAGGUAUACACACCUCAUAAUCUACUAUAUGCUAAUACACUCCUCAUACUCCAUUUCAUGGUAAUACACACCUCAUACUCCACUGCACGCUUAUACACACCUCAUACUCCACUACACGCUAUACACACACCUCAUACUCCACUACACGCUAUAUACACACCCCAUACUCCACUACACGCUAUAUACACAACUCAUACUCCACUACACACUAAUACACAACUCAUAUUCCUCACUAAUACACACAUACUGUUAUAGGCCUGUGGAACAUGUUUUUGCCUUGUCACUGGGAGACAAUAGUAUUUACAGACAGCACCAUAGACAUACUAACAUUGUUUUCCACAAAAUUACCAGUACUACUGUUACAAUAAUGAAGGGACAUAUUGUUUAUUGUAUAAUUAUUUAUUAAGAGUAUUACACCAUCUAUAUGAAUGUGUGCGUGUGUGUGAGCAUAUGUGAGAGUGUGCAUGUAGACUUUGUUCUUUUGUCUUAACUGUAUAUAAUGAUGUAUUUUCUAAUGUAUUCUUAUGAAAUGUGUUACAUACCAAGGAUGCAGAUGUUCCAUUACCAACCUGCACCUCCUUCUGUUACAGUCUCACCAUCUGGUGUUUGACUUCUUACAGGAUCUGUAUAUUUUUGAGCAAAAAGAUAAGCGUAGUGAUGAAGAAUGUGGACGUUGCUAUUUAUUGUAUUUUAACUGUGACCUGUUUUA
This is a messenger RNA of Megalops cyprinoides (Indo-Pacific tarpon), 1788 nucleotides long. RefSeq names its product zf-DHHC domain-containing protein. The coding region runs from base 8 to 907 and encodes 299 amino acids. The transcript is spliced from 9 exons. Lineage: Eukaryota; Metazoa; Chordata; Actinopteri; Elopiformes; Megalopidae. The record is from RefSeq and is a predicted model, not a curated record. Gene Ontology annotation, molecular function: palmitoyltransferase activity.